Molecule: messenger RNA, 1148 nt
Organism: Boeremia exigua
Lineage: Eukaryota; Fungi; Ascomycota; Dothideomycetes; Pleosporales; Didymellaceae
Exons: 2
Coding region: 181-1092 (303 amino acids)
Cellular component (GO): cytosol
Molecular function (GO): oxidoreductase activity
Source: RefSeq, a predicted model, not a curated record
CAUAGGCAAUUCAAUUGCUUUAGUAAGCACCGUGGGGCAUAUUCCGGUUGGAACCAUAUUCCGGUUGGAGUGUACUGACAAGCUCUUGGCGUGUAAGGUAUCUACAAUAUAAGUCUGUUGGUAUUCCAACAUCGCCCUCACUUUAUCCUUGAUAGACUCACUCACCAGUAUUUGCCUACAAUGGAGAACCUUCCAGUCGACCACUUCGUUAAGAUUAUGCAGUUCACUGCAAAGACUCAUCGAGAUGUUUACCCAGCAAUCGACCCCAGCCAAGCGGCGCUCUCACAGAAGGGCAAAGUAGUUAUUGUCACAGGUGCCAGCCAGGGCAUAGGCGCCCGAGGGUUCGUACCGUCAUUUGCGGCCGCUGGCCCAAAAGCGAUCGUCCUCGUGGCUCGAAAUGCCGAAAAACUGCGAGAAGUGGCCGACACUAUUGCCAAAUCACACCCCAAUGUCGAGACUCUUGUUGUUCCGACCGAUAUCAGCGAUCCGGCCUCAGUCACUGCCCUUUUUGAGAAGGUGAAGCAGAGGUACGGACACGCUGAUGUGCUCGUCAACAACGCAGCAAUCUUCAAAGCCGACCAGUCUGUCAAGGAGGUUGAGGAGCAGGCCUGGUGGGACGAAAUGACCCUUAACGUUCGCGGCCCGUUCCUCGUUACCCAACAAUUCCUCAAGUUACUCCCUUCGCCCGACACUCCCGCCAAGAUUAUAACCUUGACAACUGGCGCAGCAUACCAGGUCUUCCCCACACUCAGCGCGUACGGCAUCUCGAAACUCGCAGUUCUUGAGCUCAUGGCGUACGUUGCCGUGGAGAACCCCAAUGUCGUUGCGACCGCCCUGCAUCCUGGUAUCGUAAUGACUGACAUGACUCUGGAGUAUUUCAAGAGGUUCGCUCACGACACACCGGAGCUGGUUGGUGGCAUCGGCGUCUGGCUUGCUGGCUGGGAGGGUCCGGACCGAAGCUUCCUGAGUGGUAGAUUUGUGUCUGCCAACUGGGAUGUUGAAGAUUUGGUGAACAGGAAGGACGAGAUUCUGGAGAAGGAGCUUUUAAAGGUUAACUUGGACGCGAAGUUGGGUGCUGAGCAAUUUGAGUAACUUCUGAUCAGAAGGCCGCCACAGAUUAGCAAAUAUUACCAUUGAAUAAACGUGGU